AUGGGUGACAGCGAUGAACCCAUCUCGAUUCUUAUCGACGAACUUCGAAAUGAAGACAUUUCGUCCAGACUGAAGUCAAUGUCAAAGCUCCCGACGAUCGCCCUGGCGCUUGGCGUUGAAAGAACAAAGUCCGAACUUAUCCCGUUCAUCAUUGACUCAGUUUACGACGAAGACGAAGUUCUCGAGCGACUCGCAGAUGAAUUAAAGCGCUUCAUUCCCUUGGUCGGCGGGCCCGCCCAUGCACACAUCAUUCUUACUCCGCUCGAAUCGUUGGCGAUGGUCGAAGAAACCGUUGUCCGUGAUCGAGCUGUCCAAUCUCUCUGCGCCAUCGCUCGGGAGAUGUCUGCUGAGCACAUUGAGCAGUACUUUGAGCCUCUUAUUCGACGACUCGCUACUGGUGACUGGUUCACCUCGAGAACUUCCGCCUGCGGACUCUUCGCUGUCGCUUACAACAGAGGAACAGGCCAUGUCAAGCAGGAAAUGCGAUCCCUCUACCCAAGCCUUUGCGGCGACGAAACUCCAAUGGUUCGAAGAGCUGCUGCUUCGAAAAUUGGCCCCCUCGUCGCAGAAAUGGAGAAGGACUUCGUUCAAAAUGACUUCCUGAAACUCUAUGAGAGUUUUGUUGCCGACGACCAGGACUCAGUCAGACUCUUGAUUUGCCCAGCUUUUGUGCAGAUCAUUCCCAAGCUUGAUGUUGAAACCCAAGAGAGCAAAAUUAUUGUCAUGUUGAAGAAAUUCCAGGAAGACAAAAGCUGGAGGGUGCGAAAUUCGCUUGCAAACAUACUCGUCGAUCUGGUUUCCGCUCUGGAUGCAUCCUUAGUAAAUGAGACGAUCAAUAUUUUCAAAACGCUGGUAAAAGAUCUGGAAGGUGAAGUUAGAGUUCAAGGUGCCAAGAAUAUUUUCAACUUUGCGAAUGGGCUGCCAGCAGAAAGUAAAAAGAACCUUACGAUGACACAUAUAAUUCCUCUCAUAAAAGACCUUUCGAAUGACCCGCACCAGCCCGUCAAAACUGCUCUUGCUUCAACCAUGAUGAAAUUGGCAGCAAUUAUCGGCCCAGAGAACACAAACGAGCACCUGUUGCCCCUUUUCGUCGGCUUCCUCAAGGACGAAUGUGCCGACGUUCGCCUCAACGUCAUCAACACCAUCAGCACUGUGCACGAUGUCAUUGGAUUCGAAUCAUUCCAGAACACACUCCUGCCCGCCGUGCUCAAGCUCGCCGAAGAUACCAAGUGGCGCGUCAGAUUGGCAAUCUUGGAACACAUGCCUUUGUCUCGGAUUUUCAAAACUUCACUAGUUAAUCAUGUUUUCUCGAUCCGCGAGGCUGCCUGCACACAGAUCCAGAAGAUCGUCGACAUCUACGGCUUUGAGUGGGCCCGCGACGUCGUCCUUCCGAAAGUAUUCGAGCUCGCCGCGGAGCAGAAUUACUUGCGAAGAAUGACCGUCCUUUUCCAGAUUAAUUUCCUCAUGAGCGCCUCGCUCAAAAAUAAGUCUGACAUGGUAGAAAUCGCUGACAGAUGUGUUUCCACUGUUUGCAACAUGCACAAGGAUGAAGUCGCAAAUGUCAAAUUCAAUGUAGCGAAGACGCUCGGAUCGAUGUCCACUUUGAUCUCAAAGAAAAACCACGCCACAGUAAAAAGCGCCCUGGACAGCCUCUCAAAAGACAGCGACAUCGACGUCAGUUUCUUCGCAAACGAAGCGCUCGAGAAGAUGGCGAAACUCUAA
Molecule: messenger RNA, 1722 nt
Organism: Oikopleura dioica
Lineage: Eukaryota; Metazoa; Chordata; Appendicularia; Copelata; Oikopleuridae
Source: the annotation of a GenBank genome assembly